UUAAGAUUACCCGGGUGCAAUAUUCAUUCAGUUGGAUUUCAUUCAGAUGAGGGUAGAAUAUUCCACAAUGAAAAGUAUACUGGAUCAAAGUAUGCUGAAAAAUGGGGUGAAGUAAAUGAUGUGAUAGGUUGUGGUUAUUAUCCAAAUACUGGUCAAGUUUUCUUUACAAUGAAUGGUAAAAAUUUGGAUACCGCUUAUACUGGUUUAUUUCAUACUUGGUAUCCCACAAUUGGUUCUAAUGGUACUUGUAAAUUAAAAGUUAAUUUUGGUCAAGAAGAAUUUAUGUAUAAGGAAGCUAAUGGUAUGAGUGUUGCCGGUAUCAUUUCUUAA
Messenger RNA from Rhizophagus irregularis DAOM 181602=DAOM 197198, 330 nucleotides. RefSeq lists its product as uncharacterized. The record is from RefSeq and is a predicted model, not a curated record. Lineage: Eukaryota; Fungi; Glomeromycota; Glomeromycetes; Glomerales; Glomeraceae. Gene Ontology annotation, molecular function: protein binding.